GCCUCUGGCUUUCUAUCUCUUUCACUUUCUCCUCCUGGCCUUUGCACCCUGCUCCUCCACUGUGUUGGGGUUCAGCUCUGGGGGGAAGUGGAUCUGGAGGUCUCCAGGAUCAGGUUUCCUGCACUUUGUGCAUCCCCCCCACUGCAUCCCCCUCGACUUCACCGGGCCCUUAGGCGGCUGGGGGGGGGCUGUCUGGGCCCCAGUGGGGGAGACCUGGGGUCACCAGCCCCCCCCACCCCUCGCACACGCUGGUACUGUCCCCCGCCCUCACAGGCCCCUGUGUCUGUCUGGGAUGAAGAGGCGGAUGGGGCCAUCUUCACUGUCACAAGCCGCCAAUACCGGCCUCUUGAUUCCUUGGCCCCCACGCGUCCCCUCCGCUGCUCCCGACGGCUCCGAGCUGGUACUCUGGAGGCCCUGGUCAAACACUUGCUGGAUGCGCAGACAUCAGGGGCUGACGUGACCUUCACCUCAACCUUUUUGGCGACCCACCGGGCCUUCACCUCUACACCAGCUCUUCUGGGGCUUGUAGUUGACAGGCUGGAGGCCCUUGAAUCUCAUCCUACUGAUGAACUAGAGAGGACAACAGGGGUAGCCAUCUCUGUACUGUCAACCUGGCUGGCCUCUCACCCUGAGGAUUUUGGCUCUGAGGUCAAGGCUCAGCUUGACCGGCUUGAGAGCUUCUUGCUUCGGACAGGGUAUGCAGCAGGGGAGGGUGUUGGGGGGGACAGCGCUGAACUCAUCCACAACCUCCGGUUCCGGGUGGACCCCCAGGCCCCCGACCUUCCUAAGCCCCUGGCCCCCCCCGGCGACCCCCCUGCUGACCCCACGGAUGUCCUGGUGUUCCUCGCUGACCACUUGGCCGAACAGCUGACCCUGCUAGAUGCGGAGCUGUUUCUCAAAUUGGUCCCCUCUCAAUGCCUGGGGGGCCUGUGGGGUCACAGAGACCGACCGGGACAUUCCCACCUCUGCCCAUCUGUCCGAGCCACUGUCACACAGUUCAACAAGGUGGCGGGGGCAGUGGUCAGCUCUGUCCUAGGAGCUACCCCAGCUGGAGAGGGGCUGGAGGAGGUGACCAUACGGCCACUCCGCCCACCACAGAGGGCCCGGCUCCUAGAGAAGUGGAUCCGCGUGGCAGAGGAGUGCCGUCUGCUUCGAAACUUUUCUUCAGUUUAUGCUGUUGUGUCGGCUCUGCAGUCCAGCCCCAUCCACAGGCUUCGGGCAGCCUGGGGGGAAGCAGCCAGGGACAGCCUCAGAGUCUUCUCUAGCCUCUGCCAGAUUUUCUCUGAAGAGGAUAAUUACUCCCAGAGUAGGGAGUUACUCUUGCAGGUAAGAUCUUGGCCCUGGGUGUUCCCAGCCAGCCCUGCUUCCUGCUCUUCCCCCACCACUACCACCCCUUCAUAUCUUUUGUUCUGUAACUACCAGGAAGUGAAGCUGCAGCCCCCUCUGGAGCCAAACUCCAAGAAGUCCCCGAGGUCUGGCUCCCGGGGUGGGGGUGUGGUCCCAUACCUUGGCACCUUCCUGAAGGACCUCGUGAUGCUGGAUGCAGCCUCCAAGGAUGAGCUGGAGAAUGGCUACAUCAAUUUUGACAAGCGGAGGAAGGAGUUUGCUGUCCUUUCCGAGCUGCGGCAGCUCCAGAACAAAUGUCGUGGCUAUGAUCUCCAACCUGACCCUGAUAUCCAGCAGUGGCUGCAGGGGCUCUGGCCACUGACAGAAGCCCAGAGCCACCGCGUGUCCUGUGAGGUGGAGCCACCUGGUACCAGUGACCCUCCUGUCCCACGGGUGCUUCGGCCGACACUGGUCAUCUCACAGUGGACAGAGGUCCUGGGCUCUGUUGGGGGCCCCACCCCCCUCGCAUCCUGGGACCGGCCCAGUAUGGGAGGAGACGAGGUGCCUGGAACCCCUACUCCUCUGCUGACCCGGCUGGCCCAGCACAUGAAGUGGCCAUCUGUCUCAUCUCUGGACUCCGCCCUGGAAAAUACACCCUCCCUGCACAGUCCAGCUGACCCCAGCCACCUCUCUCCCCCAACCUCCUCCCCUCGGCCUUCUCGAGGUCACCGACGCUCUGCCUCCUGUGGCACCCCCCUCAGUGGGGGAGCAGAAGGGACCUCCAGUGGGACUGGAUACGGGGGAGGGGGGCCCGGGCCAGGGCCCUCUGACUGCCGGAUCAUCCGUGUCCAGAUGGAACUGGGGGAAGAUGGCAGUGUCUACAAGAGCAUCUUGGUGACCAGUCAGGACAAGGCUCCAACUGUCAUCAGUCGUGUCCUUAAGAAAAACAAUCGCGAUUCUGCAGUGGCUUCAACAUAUGAGCUAGUGCAGCUGCUACCAGGAGAGCGAGAGCUGACCAUCCCACCCUCGGCUAAUGUCUUCUAUGCUAUGGAUGGAGCGUCACAUGAUUUCCUCCUGCGGCAGCGGCGAAGGCCCUCUGCUGCCACAGUGGGCCUCGCCAGCGGCCCCUCUGCCUCAGGAACACCCCCGAGUGAGGGGGGAGGGGGCUCCUUUCCCAGGAUCAAGGCCACAGGGAGGAAGAUUGCCCGGGCGCUGUUCUGAAGAGGAAGCCCUGUUGGUUCACAGAAGUCAUGGUGGCCAUACCAGAUGUGGAUAGCCUCCUGAAUGGUGGCAGUCACGUUGCAUUGGGACAGAAAUCCGGAAAGGUGGCCAGCCACCUGGGAGCAGUGAAGUGCCACUGGU
Loxodonta africana (African savanna elephant) is the source of this 2688-nucleotide messenger RNA. RefSeq names its product ral guanine nucleotide dissociation stimulator like 2 (gene RGL2). The coding region runs from base 1534 to 2547 and encodes 337 amino acids. Gene Ontology annotation, biological process: positive regulation of GTPase activity; Ras protein signal transduction. The transcript is spliced from 16 exons. Gene Ontology annotation, cellular component: plasma membrane. Gene Ontology annotation, molecular function: guanyl-nucleotide exchange factor activity. Lineage: Eukaryota; Metazoa; Chordata; Mammalia; Proboscidea; Elephantidae. The record is from RefSeq and is a predicted model, not a curated record.